Messenger RNA from Staurois parvus, 358 nucleotides. The record is from the annotation of a GenBank genome assembly. NCBI's taxonomy places the organism in Eukaryota, Metazoa, Chordata, Amphibia, Anura, Ranidae.
GACUGUGGUGGGGACCAGGGGCAGAAUGACCAUUUGGAGGGCCCGGGGUCAAUAGUAGGCCCCGUGAGAUGCCCCUGGUACUUUUUCAUAGGCUUUUUUGAGUUUGGGCAAGGACACAGGGGCCCCAUGAUCCCCUAUUGCCUGGGGGCCCCAUGAGUUGUCAGUCCGCCCCUGGUGGGGACAUUUAAAGUGAACCUGUCACCAGGGGUGGACUGACCAUUUGGAAUUUCGGUCACCGCCCAAGGGCCGGGGUCAGUAGGGGGCCCCAUGAGAUGCCCCUGGUACCUUUUUCAUAGGCUUUUUUGAGUUUGGGCAAGGACACAGGGGCCCCAUGAUCCCCUAUUGCUCGGGGCCCCAU